This is a messenger RNA of Parasteatoda tepidariorum (common house spider), 1234 nucleotides long. Its product is annotated as corticotropin-releasing hormone-binding protein. The record is from RefSeq and is a predicted model, not a curated record. NCBI's taxonomy places the organism in Eukaryota, Metazoa, Arthropoda, Arachnida, Araneae, Theridiidae. Gene Ontology annotation, biological process: negative regulation of corticotropin secretion; negative regulation of corticotropin-releasing hormone receptor activity; hormone-mediated signaling pathway. Gene Ontology annotation, molecular function: corticotropin-releasing hormone binding.
GUUUUAUUAAAAGUGAGUGUUUGGAGUACUUCACCUCACAUCGCCGCACUUUUGCAGAACAGUCAAAACAUGAUAAUCCCUAUAGCUCUCGCUCUCUAUGCACAUUUUCCCCUCAUUUUUUCAUCACCCUUAUUUCAGACUUCUGAUCAAGAUGAAAAGAAAAAUGAAAAUAUCAUUAAAUUAGAACAUGAUGAAACUGGAAAAUGUAUUUACGUGAAAUCAGAAGAAGGUGUUUAUCUCUACUCUUCACCAGGAUUAACACAGGUGUGUGGAUUUUACGUCAUUGCUGAUCCCCACCACACAGUCCAUUUCACAUUCCACGAAUUCAAGAUAUCUUGCGAAAAGGGUGGACUUCUAUCGGUUGUGGAUGGAUGGGAACUGAACGGGCAGUUUUUCCCGGGUAUUGAAGAUCACCCUAAAGCUUCGGAAAAUCGUUUUACAGAGUACUGUGGAGUAGAAAACAGACCCUGGAAAACUCUGGAGACAUCACAAAACAUCGGACUCUUGGAGUUCAGAAUUCCAGUCAAAGAGGAAGGAUUUAUUGUUGCAGUGGAAUUUCGUCCAAAUCCAAAACCAUGUAAUGCGGUUCUGCAGCAACCCUCUGGAGUUUAUACUUUGAGGAAUUACGGAGAGAAAGUAAACUGCACAAUGUCCAUCAUAUUUCCAGAAACAUUCCACAUUUUAGCCAGCAGCGUGGGUCACCAAUCAAUGCCCAAAACUGGACGGACUAUGGAUGUCGAAACGGGAAUUGUUAAGAAAUGCAAGAAUCGUGGCCUAGAAGAUUAUGUGGAAGUCAGAGGUGGAGAUGGUCUAGACCCAGGAAUGAUGACAGUUGCUGAAGACUUCUGUGGUUUGGAUUCAUUACCAGGUCGUAGUUCGGUGGAUGUUGCAUGCGGCAAUUCAGCUGUGCGUUUAGUAUCGAGCGGAAUGUUCGAGAACUCUGUAACUGUAAGCUUCAACCUGUUGAUGGAUUGGGGAUCUCCCAGCCUCGUCUGCCCAACUCUCUUACAAUCAGCUGCUUAAAUAAGUAUGAUUGAGGCAAAUGAGGAGAGACAGUAAACAGCGCUAUCAACCGAAACAGUUAUUUUACAGGAUAAAGAAGGUUCUUUGAACACAACAACCAACUGACUACAUGUGCGUAAAAAUGUUGAAAUAAUUUAUGUGUAGGCAUCUUAAAAUAUUCCAUUAAAUAUCUAACUGUUGUAAUAUUCCUCAUUAAAAUACUCUCAUUGGA